Messenger RNA from Pyrenophora tritici-repentis Pt-1C-BFP, 6793 nucleotides. The record is from RefSeq and is a predicted model, not a curated record. Lineage: Eukaryota; Fungi; Ascomycota; Dothideomycetes; Pleosporales; Pleosporaceae.
AUGGCGGCGACAGCAGUCGACGUUGGCUACCUGGCCGCGUCCUAUGCCGUCCCAGAGACGACUCUUCGUUCAUUACUAUCCGAACCCACCGUCGAGCUAGUCCAGUCACUGCUCACCCAGAUUGAGGCCAAGGCCCGCGCAUACGAUGACCUGCAGUCGGAGAAGAUUCGCGCCGAUGUCGAGCUUGAGGCUGCUGUGCAGGGCGGCGAGCAGCGCGCGCGAAGCUUAAAGGCCACGGCAGAGAAGGCGCAGAAGGAGGCUGAAGAGCUAAAGAAGAAGUUAAUUCAGGAAGGUAAGGGACAAGAUGAGCCGACUUGCUGUGUAGAUGCUAACUGGAUCCCAGAAAAUGCCAGGCAGGAGGCACAGACAGCACUGCAGAAGCUACAGGCUACGGCCACCAGCUCAACGUCUGAGACGCAGGCACUUGAGUCGCGCAUCAAGACUCUCGAGUCCCAUAACCGCGAUGCCAUUGCCAUGCACGAGGCAAAGACGGCUGCCCACGACCGUCUAGCCAAGGAGCUCUCGGAGCAACACCAAAAGUCAGUUGAGCUGCGCAAGCAAGUGUCUGCCCUUGAAGAGAAGACCCAGUCGCUGGAGAGCGCUGCCACCAACGUCAAGUUCCGUGAGGCCAAUCUGCAGCAGGAGAUUGAGCAGCUGCGCAACAAUAACGACUGGUACACGACCGAGCUCAAGACCCGCGCCGACGACCACAGCAAGUACCGAAAGGAAAAGAACGCCCAGAUUGCCCAGCUGCAGCGUGAGAAUGCCGAUGCCGCCGAGACCAUCGACACUCUGCGCCGCUCCGAGACGCUGCUACGACAACACAUCGAGGAGCUCAAGAGCAAGGCCGAGGAGGAUCGUCUGCGCAUUGAAGAGCUGGAGAAUGAGGUGUCGCAAUCAGAGACCAAGUUCCAUCUGGAGCUUGACAGUGCACGACGACUUGCCACGCUGCACCAGCAGAAUCACGAGAUGACCAAGAAGCGCCUGGAGCAAUUGCAGGCCGACACUGAGCGGGUACAAGAAGACGCUGCCAACGAGAUCGGACAGCUCCAAGCCGAGUAUGAGAUGGAGCGUACCAAGGCCGCAGAGGCUGAAGCCCGCACCGUUGAGCUCGAGACACUGGUAGAGUCCCUCAAGAGCGACAACUCUGACCUUCGCAGUUCCGUACGCGUCCCCGGAACACCACGACACGGCAUGAACGGUGGCUUUAGUACCCCAGGCAGGGCAGGUUCACCUGCCGUCUUCUCUCCUGGUGGCUCGCAGCUCAAGGCUGAUGCAUCCAAGACCCAGUUGCUAAUCGAAAACAACGACCUCAAGAAGGAGCUCCGUAGAGUCCGGGAGAAACACGAAGAGCAGAACGCAGUACUCAACGAAAUGCUCCAGGAGCUAGAAAGCCGCCAACCCGAGUUUGAAGAGAUUCGUCGCCAGAAUGACGCCCUCAUCGAACAAAACAACGAGAUCUCCAGUCUGCUUGAUGAUGCCAUCUCUGAACGUGAGGCAGCUCAAAAGGAUUCACAGAAGAACGGUCUCGGCUCUCUGCCGGAAGACCAGCAACGGUUCCUCAUCACAGCCGUGGAGAAGAACGAAGUUGCCGACGAGUUCCUGCCAACUGAUUCGCCUACACAGAACAUGAUCACGCAGUAUCUUACUCUCUACAAUGACAUCAAGACGCUUCAGCAACAAAACUCUGAACUUCUCCGUACAAUCCGACAAGUCGGUGAUGAACAGGAGAAGCAAGAGUCUCGUAUGAAGUCGGAGCAGUAUCAAAAGGACAUCGAGGAGCUUGGUCAUCUCCGCUCUGUGGUUGCCGAGAAGGAUGAGGAAAUUCAGUCACUCCUGGUUCGCUCACAAACCCUGAAGACGGAACGCGACAUGUACAGUCGCAUCGUCGGCGGUCGUAACCAAAUGCCAUCGCACGCUCAGUCGACAUCUGCCUUUGCACAGUCAGUACCGGCCACUGGCGCUCCCCUGCAGCUCGAAAACGGAAACGCGUCCCGUGAGAUUCCAGAGUACAGCAAGCUUAUCAAGGAUCUCCAAUCGCACAUCGACCUACUCAAGGAGGAGAGUGCUACCGAUCGAGCUACCCUGAAGUCUCAAGUCGACGGUCUUACCAAGGACAAUACUCAGCUUCAGAGUGACAAGCUCCGUUGCGAGUCGCAACUGCGACGAGAGCAAGAUAGGUAUGCUCGCCUCGAGGGCAGCAUCAAGCUGCUCCAGUCCGAAAAGGACUCUCUCCAAGAGCGCUACAACAAGGUCCAAGCCACCAUGGCCCAGCAGGACGACAACCUUGUCAAGGCCACUCAGAAUGCGGCUGAAGCUGAGGCCCGCCUUCAGAGCUUGCAGGGCGAGAUGGUACAGCUUAGAGCAUCUCAACAGAUGUCUGCAACGAUUGAGGUACGUCUCAAGGAGCGCAACCAAGAGUUGAUGACGGAGCGAGAUCGACUGAGCAGCAUGGUGUCCUCCAUCCAGAGCCUACGCAACGAAGCCGAACUAGCCACUGCAGAGAGUAGGCGAGAACUACAGAACAGUGUUGACAAGCUUCGUAUGGACCUGCAGUCUGCCGAACGCAGACUGGAAGAUGAGGCCGCUGAACACAAGAGGGCAACCCAACAGCGGGACUAUGAGCGUAUGGAAGCGCAACGAAGGAUAGACGACCUCAUCACAGCGCGAAACAGUGCGGAAGUAAAGGCUGCUACUGCCGACUCAACCCGUCAACAGCUUGAACAACGCAUCAAAGAUCUGCAGAAUCAACUUCAGACCGCCGAGGAGCGUGUAGCAGCUCUUCAACCACGCCCCGAAUCGACCGAGGAAGCAGAUUCGGCCAGCCGUGAAGAAGAGCUCAUUGCACAGGUUUCGGAGCUUAAGCGCAAGCUUGAGCGUAAGGAGGAGGACCUCGAGGCUGUCACUGCUCAGAUUGCAGGCUUCCAGGAUAUCGCCCAGGAGGCUGAGAACCGGUUACAGACCUUUGUCGAGGCCCACGAACGCCUGCAAGAGCAGCUCAGUUUAGCAGAGCAAGAGAAGGAUGCUACUAUCAACGACCUCCAGCAACGUGUCAACGACAUAUCUUCUGAACUUGCUACCAGUAGCACCGAGCUUACCGAGUUGCGAGGACAGCAUGAGCAAGAGACCUUGGUACUCAAGCAAGAGAAAGAGACUUUGGAGGCAGAGAUUGUUCGCCUUCAAAACGACGUGGCUGACUACAAGGCCGAGGCCGAGAACCAAACCCAGUAUGUCAAGACGCAAGCCGACAUUGCUGAGCGCGCCCAGAAGGACUACGAGCAUGAGUUUCAAAAGCACGCCGAGAGUAUGCAGAAGCUCCGAGAAGUACGGGACCAGUACAACGAACUCCAGACCCAGAUCACGGAAUUCAAGACACAAGCCGAAGCUGCCCGCACUACGCUGGAACAGAGCCAAGAGCAUUGGAAGUCAACCGAAGGCCGCUAUGAGGAGCAGCUAGCAGAAGCCAAGCGUCGCCAUGAUGAUCUGAAGCAGUACAACCAGACCUUGCUCAAGCAAUUCGACGAGUACAAAGAGCAAAUCAACAGCUUGAAGAACGACCGUGGCGCGUCAGCAGCGGCAGGUGAUGCAGGCACUGCUGAAGCAGGUUCAAGUAAUCUUCAGGAUAUUGAGUCGUAUCUCCGCCGCGAAAAGGAGAUUCUGGAAGUCCAGCUGAACCUCAAGGUACAAGAAUCCAAGCGUCUGGAGCAGCAGUUGGCGCAUGCCCAAGGUCAACUGGACCAAACGCGUGAAAAGUUGCUAGAAGAACAAGCAAAGAAUUCCGGGUCACAGAAUGGUUCAAGCCUUGCUCAUCUCAACAAGAACCUCGAGGAGCUCAACGUCUACCGGGAGAGCAAUGCAACUUUGCGAAGCGAAAACCUGCGUCUCCAGGCUUCGUUCGCUGAAAAGGCCAAGGCACUGGAGGAUCUGCAGAGCGAACUUGAACCUUUACAGGUCCGUGUUACCGAGCUCGAGGGCGAGCUUGAGCUCAACAGUGGUCAUCUCAAGGCUGUCGAAGAGGACCGCGACCGUUGGCAGAAGCGUCACCAGGAUGUACUCCAGCGUUACGACCGCAUCGACCCCAAGGAACUUGAAGAUCUGAAGAAGCAGAUUGAAGAGUACAAGAGCGAGCGAGAUCAGGCUCUGGAGCAAGUCAACAGUCUCAAUGAACAACUCAAAGAUGCUACCGAAAAGCUGGAGAAAGCAAUGGCAACGAAGGCUGAAGAGAUACAGGCUGCGAAGGAGGCCGAGACGAAGAUUGCGAGAGACAAGUUCAAUAGAAGACACGCCGAAAAGAUGAAUGAGAAGAAAGCAGAGAUGGCAGAAUUGCAAAAGAAACUUGAUGCCGUUCAAACGGAGCUCGCAACUUCACAGACGGCACACGCGGACGCUGCGGUCUCACAAGAGCAGGUGGCGAAACUGCAGAAAGAGUUGGAACAGACUCGCACUCAACUUGCGGCAGCCCAGCGAGAUCUCAAGUCCGCAAACACUGCUCGUGAUGAAGCCUUGGCCAAGGCAGCCACAUCAGCGCAAUCUGUGAAAGAUGCAGAGGGAGGUGAAGAAGGUCAGAUCAAUGAGGGCGGCAAUGAGGCUAUUACUCAGCGACUUGCGGAGUUGGAGAAGCAGCUGGCAGAAGCCCAACGGAAGGCUGCAGAGGCAGAGCAACAGCGGUCUGAGGCAGUCGCUCAACUCACCACUCUGCAGGCCCAGCUUUCGGCACAAAAGAAUGGUCUACAGAGUCUGCAAAAGGAAACAGCUGAGAAGGACACCACUAUCACUGAGCUUCAACAACAACUCUUACAACCCCAGGCUCAGGAUCAACAACCUGCAGUCAACCCGGCUCCUGCUGUUGACUCCACCAUACAGGCAGAGGUAGAGAAGCUCAAGAACGAGCUUGCUAGCAAAGCCAAAGAGGUCGACGAUCUGCGGGCUCAGCUUAACGCUGCAAAGUCUGCCGAGCGCACGACAGAACCGGAAACCUCACAAAGCAAUGAAGCGGUUGCGGCUAUCAAAGCCUCACUCGAUCAACGAGAGACUGAGCUGAAGGCACUCGAGGCGUCCCUGAACAUCCGUGAAGCGGACCUGAACACUCGUCAAGACUUGGUCGCUAAGAGGGAGGUUAAAUCCGAAGACCUUAAAGUCAAGGCAAACAAGAGAAUUGCUGAGCUCAAGAAGGACUAUGAGUCACAGAUUGCUACUCUACAGGAGACGCAUCAAGCUGAGGUCGAACGUCUACAACAAGAAAAGCAGACAUCCGACGCACCUGCCCCCCCUGUAUCCGAUGGCGUAAUACCGACGGACGACCUACCGCGGCCUACCGUCACAAGCAAUCAGUUCGCACUGUGGUUGAGGGCCAACGCAGCCGCUGCUGAUGUGGUCAAGACGCAAAUAGGCAUCAACGUUAAGAAAGCUUGUGUCGGAAGGGACGAGCUCAUUACCAAGCUUCGUCAAGAGGUCGAACAGCUCAACACUCAGAAGGCCAUUGAUAGCAUAACUGCUGUCAAGCAAGAGCCAGAACAGGUGAAACCAGCCGAGGACCCAGAAGUUACGGCCGCGUGGGAGGAAAAAGUGAAGCAAAAGGUGAAAGAGAAGGAAGUGAACCUGACCAAGACGUUUGAAAUGAAGUCCAAGGUCAAAGACUCGCAGCUUGCGCUUGUCCGAGCCCGAUUCGCCUACGUCGAGAAGGCUUCUAAAGAGACGCCCACAGAGGAGGUUGCGAAGGUGUAUGCGAUUGCAAUGACUCAGAAGCCUGAAGUCAAGGCCGUCGCACAACCUGCCACACCUGCUACACCUGCCACACCCGCAAAACAAGAUGCGGUACAAUCUGGAGGUCAAAGCCAGACGAACACAUCAACACCAUCUCAGCCUGGUGCACAGCCCACAGUCUCACAGCAACAACAAUCAACACCUAUAGCUGUCAACACCCCCCAAGCGAACGAUGCGAACAACAUGCCCGCCGGUCAGGUAGCCCAGCCUAUGCCUUUUAACCAAAUGAACCAGUUCAGUCAAUCUGCUGGCCAUGGCAUACCUACGAACCCAUACCCCCAAGGCAAUAACCAGAUGGGCCGGGGACUACCACAGCCAGGUUUCACCUACCCAGGCCAAAUGCCAGGCCAGCAGCUACCACAAGGUCAGCAACAGCCGCAGCAAUACGGUCGCGGUAAUGGCCUACCACAGCCCGCCCGAGGUGCCCUGCAAUCCAACAUUCCCCGCGGAGGAAGCAACAUCCCUAUGCCCGGUGGUCGUGGACGAGGCCAGCAAAACCAGCCUCAACCGCAACAGCAACAGCAGGCACAACAACCACAGGCUCAGCAACCCCAGAACCAAAACCAAGGCCAAGCUGCUUCGCAAAUCGGUCGUGGAGGUGGUCGUGGAGCCGGUGGUCGCGGAGGUCGCGGCGGCCAGCAAAACCAAAAUAACAAUUCGCCUAGGAAUAGCCUCAACGUGAAUGCUCCUGGCUUCGUUCCUGUGCCUGGACAGGGUGGUGCUCAGCAACAGGGUGGUCGCGGCCAGAAGCGUAGUGCAGAGGACGAGGGCGAUGGCGCUGCUACCAGAGGUGGCAAGCGGGCCCGUGGUGGACGUGGUGGUGGCGGUAACGCACAAGCUGGUGGUGCCGAAUAGUAGUCGAGCGUGCGAGCGAGUGAGCGUGGUGGCCAUAAAAUGAGACGAGAUGAGAUACAAGGAAUGCACUGGGCGAACCAUGGGGUUGGGAAUAAGGAUGGGUGGUACGUACGUGUGCAUGCAUGGAUUUAAUGGGGAUGAUCAAUAUGCGAACAACAACAACUACUUUUACUUA